AUGUCUGCCUUCAAGCCAAAGACACCCAUUGGUCCCGACACUUACGCCGUCAUCAUGCCAGGUGUAACCUCCAAAACUCAAGCAUUGGCUGAACGAUUGUUGUCAAAGAACCAUCAAGAAUUCCACAUCUUUUUCAACGAGAAGAAAUUCCACAACCAUCUUACCCACCAUUUGUUGGCCGCUUAUUCUUUGGGAGCCACUCCCGAGCGAUUGCAGGAAAUUUACGAUUCACACGCUUCAUUCCAGCGCCAUUUGACACCGCCGCAGGGUGAAUCAUUGACGCGUGAAAACUAUCAAUCGGCCCUCGGGAAAGCCGAUGAAUAUGUACGUUUUUUACGCUUGUUCACAGAAGAGAUCCAAUCGCACGGCGUGGUCGACACCGUCCGUCGCUGGGUGUGGAGCGGCGACAUGCUUGCACGAACGGUGGGUGGUGCUUUCCAUCCUAUAAUUCACAUCGGCUAUGGUCUGGAGUUUGAUUUGGCCGGUCAAGUCGCCGAAGGGUUGGCCCUGGCAGCCGUUACUAAUUCCACCUUCUCCCCCAUCAUUCCCGGUUACGAAUCCGUGAAAACAAAGUCUUUCCUUAUUCCUAAACAAGCCGCUUCCGUUGCCGCCACAGCCAGCAGUUCGGCCAUGGACAUGGUGUCACACCUGACCACCCAAAUGAGCACCCAAUUAGGUUUCGGUUCCAAAUCUUCCGGUUCGGAGUCCGAAAAGACAGCGUCUUUGCAGGAUCACAUUGAGAGUAAUUCGAUCAUGAAAAUUGUGCGUGCCAUGCAGCAAGACAGUGCGUUUGACGGUGUCGUGAACUUUGAUGACUCCAAUAAGCUGGGAAACGUCUUGGCCGACGAAAAGUGCGUGUCCAAGUUGAAGGAAUACUUGGCACAAUGGAAGGUGGAAGAAAACGCAAAGGAUGUCCAAACCAAGUACAAGGAUCUCUAUACGGCAGCAGUCAUCAUCUAUGGUGCCAGUGGUAUGCGUGAAGGCAAGGUCAAGCUCGACUUUUUCUUGAUGCAUGGUGUCACUUCCAGCAGUUUCAUUCAACACGUCCUCCCUUACGUUACUCCCAGCGAAGGUGCCGCCCUUUUACGGGCCGAAGCCGCCGCCCUCUUGGGUUUAUAUGUUGCCCGUGGUCGUCCUAGUCUUCAAAUCGAUUUGUUGCUCAACUACAAGUCUCCCAACUGUUCCACUGACAGCCACAAUCCAUGGCUUACCGUGAUUGACAAAUCCUUGGAUUGCAAGGAAGAACACGUGAUCAAGACCGUCCGUGCUUGUGCUCUUGGUCAAAUUCGUUGGGGCGAUUGCGAAGACGACGAUCUCAGCAAGAUUUGGCUCCAUGGUGCGCAAGUGGCCGUUGACCAGAACGGUGUGUGGGAUCGUAAAGGUCUCGGUUUCAUUGAAACCUGGGAAGAUUAA
Messenger RNA from Radiomyces spectabilis, 1413 nucleotides. RefSeq lists its product as uncharacterized. Lineage: Eukaryota; Fungi; Mucoromycota; Mucoromycetes; Mucorales; Radiomycetaceae. Bases 1 to 1413 code for a protein of 470 amino acids. The transcript has 2 exons. Gene Ontology annotation, molecular function: oxidoreductase activity. The record is from RefSeq and is a predicted model, not a curated record.